CGGAAUGCUGGAGAUGCUGAUCCGCACAGCUCACCCGGAGCCAGAGGCGGUGGAGCUCAGGAGAGACGAGUGCCCGGACCGGCGAGUGACACUCAUCCCACCAUGGACACGGACUCCGGGGACCUGAGCGAGGGCGAGCUGUCACCAGGGCUGCAUGAGGGUCGUUUUUUUGCGCCAUGAUCUGUAGUAAGGAGCAUGCAGCAUGAAGGACCAGAACAUUUUAGCUCCAAAAGCUUCGCAGUACAAGCUCAAAAGAAAAUUCUGAGCAAAAUGGCUACAAAGACUAUGGCAAAUAUGUUUAUUGACGACAUAAGCAGCGAGAUCUUUGAUGAGCUUUUCAAAGCAACUAAAGAACACGUGAGGAAUAAGAAAGAGGCUCACAAAAUCCUAAAGGACCUUAUCAAGGUUGCGGUAAAAGUUGGCAUUCUGUAUAGGAAUAACCAGUUCAGUCCUGAAGAACUGGAGAUCGUGGAGAAAUUCAGGAAAAAGCUCAACCAGACGGCUAUGACAGCAGUCAGUUUCUAUGAAGUGGAAUACACGUUUGAUAAAAGUGUUCUUUCUGGACUACUACACGAAUGCAAAAACCUACUUCAUGAAUUGGUACAGCGCCACUUGACGCCGAAGUCUCACGCGCGAAUCAACAGGGUCUUCAAUCACUUUGCGGAUGUUGAAUUCCUUACCGCCCUUUAUAGCCUUGAUGGAAGCUGCAGGCCGUACCUCAGAAGGAUUUGCGAAGGCGUCAAUAAAUUGCUGGAUGAAAGAGUUGUCUAAGACCUUGUCUUGUUCCUUCAGAUAAUGUUUGUUCUGAUAAUGUGCUAAGGAAUGGCUUUUUCUGGAAUGCGGAUUGCCAGUGGCCAGAUGAGAGCACAGAUGGCCGUAUCAGGAAUAUUUAUUUUGGUCUUUGGACAUGUUGUGUACUGCAUACACGGAAUGAGGCCUUCAUCCAUAACCAUUAAACUGUGUAUCCUUACAUGAACUCGAAAAGAUCCAUUCAGUAAAUCAUGAACAAUACAUUGGUGUCUGAUAAGGAAUUAGUGGGGGGGAAAAAACAUAGAAUGUCCCUUUCUUUAUUGCUAUUUGUUAGGUGUAACUGGGCCUUUUUAUUCUCAGAGAUUUACUUGUGUUUCAUACUAUGGUCUUAUUCAUGGUAUAUACACUCUUAUGUUUUGGUUGACCAUCAUUGACUAGGGACCAUGUAAAAGACUGUAAAUGUAACUGUCUAUUAAGGACUUACUAUGAAAACAACAUAAAUGGCCUGAAAAAAGAAAUUAAGCGUCAUAUACAUUUACAUUAGCAAUUCCUAACAAUAGUGACUAGAAAUACCACAACCUCAGCUGAUUCCAUAAAAAGAACAUUGUAAAAAGGCGUUUAGUCAGUGCCCCUCACAAUAUGACCUUUUUUGGGGGGGUCAAACAAUAGACAAAGCUAAAUCUUUAGAUUUGUUAACUCUAGUGUUGGCAACAAUUAUAUGUAAGGAGAGAGGGCCAAGAUCUCAAAAGUAUAGUGAUGAUCGACCAAUGCUGCCUAGUCCCAAAUUGCCAUUACUGACAUAUUAUCAAGAAUCCUACUGUAAGGAGUUACAAGUAACUCUCCAUUUCUUGAAUCACAAAGUGCUGCUGAAUAGCUCCAAAUAGUGAACAAUGGCAGAUAGAUGGAGGCUGCACCCCACUGGCCAAUGGAACCACCUGAAAUUGCUCUAGGGACAUGUUGGAAAGAGACCUUUGGCUGUAUUCAUAGUAGAUGUUGUCAUUCGAAAAAAAGUGUGGCCAGGAGCUGCCAUACACCUAUGGAGUAAAUGACAAGUCACAUGUUGUAAUAUGUUCCAUUUCCAAUUCAAUAUAAUUUUUAGAUCCACUUUAUAUCUGAUUAUAGUCUGUAGUGAAACAGAACUAUAUCAAUUCACAUAUUUUUGUAAGAUUAUGUAUCUAUAGUAUUCCCAGUACUGAUAUAUGUAUAUAUUUUGUAUAAAGUAUUUAACUUUUGUGUAGUAAGAAAUUAUAUACCUUUUAUUGUGCUUGAAAAAAAGAUUACAGACUUGUGAAUUGCAAAUGGAGCUUAUUUAUAACAAGUGAAAUCUAUUCUGUACACACAUUCAUAUAGGACUUAUAAGAGGAGUCUUCUAAUAGGUUAGGUCUUGUGCAAGAGAGCACGACACAUACAGUAUCAUAGGAAAUCUUCUAUGGAUGUGCAAAAUGCAUCACUGAUCAUCUGUAUGGAACUAAAUCUGUUCAGCGUAUGCUUCAUAUGGGCAAUGUAUGAAUACAGGGUAAUGCAUCUAUAGUGCGCCAUCUACGUGGAGGGUUCUUACGGAUCUGUUUUUUUUUUUUUUUUUCCAUACAGUGGCACAUUGUGUGCAUAUAAAGAAAACAAAAGAUCUGCA
Molecule: messenger RNA, 2380 nt
Organism: Hyla sarda
Lineage: Eukaryota; Metazoa; Chordata; Amphibia; Anura; Hylidae
Gene: TNFAIP8L3
Product: TNF alpha induced protein 8 like 3
Exons: 3
Coding region: 196-771 (191 amino acids)
Biological process (GO): regulation of apoptotic process
Cellular component (GO): cytoplasm
Source: RefSeq, a predicted model, not a curated record